Amphibalanus amphitrite is the source of this 4118-nucleotide messenger RNA. RefSeq names its product F-actin-monooxygenase Mical-like. Gene Ontology annotation, molecular function: protein binding. The transcript is spliced from 15 exons. Lineage: Eukaryota; Metazoa; Arthropoda; Thecostraca; Balanomorpha; Balanidae. The coding region runs from base 249 to 3569 and encodes 1106 amino acids. The record is from RefSeq and is a predicted model, not a curated record.
CGGUCGGCUGGAGUCGUACGUUUAGUGCCGGAGUGGUGAGGGGUGCAGCGCAUGGUGUGAGGGUUUGUGCGGUGAAGUGUCAGCACAGGUGUGUUUCAGUGACAUUAGUGCGCAAACCGUGACAGCUAUGCGAUUCCCGAUGAGUUCGCGACGCUCGUGAAGAGCUCCUGAAGUGGUUUUCCUCGCAGGAUGCGUGGCGGCCGGUCGACAGUCGCUCCCCGUCUCUGUGACCGCUCGGAGCCGCCGCGAUGCCUCACAGCAGCCUUCCGUCGGACGCGACCCACCCGGGUCACGCGUCCGAUCACUUUGAUCACCUGUGCGCGGCACAGACGCUCCGCAGCAUCCUCACACACUACCGGCGACUGUGCACGGCGCUGGACCUGAGGCCAGCGAGGUUCCCCGACUUCUACCCCAGACUGAAGGCCAGCCUUCAGUCAUGGAAAGCACAAGGCCUGCUAGCCAAGUUCGACAAGAGGGCAUCGCACAAAUGCUACAACCAAGGAUACGCCUGUGUUGACACAAAGGUGCUGGUGAUCGGGGCCGGACCGUGCGGUCUGCGCGCCGCCAUCGAGGCCCAGCUGCUCGGUGCCAAGGUGGUCGUGCUCGAGAAGAGAGACCGCUUCAGCCGAAACAACGUGCUCCAUCUGUGGCCGAUGGUCAUCCACGACCUGAAGGCACUCGGCGCUAAGAAGUUCUUCGGCAAGUUCUGCGCAGGAGCCAUUGAUCAUAUCAGUAUUCGACAGCUGCAGUGCAUUCUGCUGAAGGUGGCCCUGCUGCUCGGUGUCGAGGUGCACGAGAACGUCGGCUUCGAGGAGCUGAUCGAGCCGAGUGACGAGCAGACCGGCUGGCGCGCGCGGCUCAGCCCGCCCGACCACCCGGCUGCCAGCUUCCAGUUCGAUGUGCUCAUUGGAGCCGACGGCAAACGAAACACCUUCAAAUGUUUCCGGCGCAAGGAGUUCCGCGGCAAGCUGGCUAUCGCCAUCACGGCCAACUUCGUGAACCGUCACACGGAGGCGGAGGCACGCGUCGACGAGAUUUCGGGCGUGGCGUUCAUCUUCAACCAGAAGUUCUUCAAGGACCUGAGCGCCGCCACUGGUAUCGACCUGGAGAACAUCGUCUACUACAAGGACGAGACGCACUACUUUGUCAUGACGGCCAAAAAGCACAGCCUGCUGGCCAAGGGCGUCAUACUGCAGGACUACAUGGACACAGGUCAGCUUCUGUCUCCAUCCAACAUCGACCGGGCCCGACUGAUGGAUUUCGCCCGAGAGGCAGCCGACUUCUCCACCGACUUCCAGCUGCCCGAGCUCAAAUUCGCCGUCAACCACUACGGCCUGGAGGACCUGGCCAUGUUUGAUUUCACGUGCAUGUACGCCUCGUGCUACGCCAGUACGGCGAUCGUACGGCAUGGUCACGGACUGCUACUGCAGCUGGUGGGAGACAGCCUUCUCGAGCCCUUCUGGCCUACUGGCAGCGGAUGCGCGCGUGGGUUCCUCUCCUGUUUCGACGCCGGGUGGCAGAUCCGCUCGUGGGCCAACCCGCGCGUCUCGACGCUCGAGUGUCUGGCUGAGCGGGAGUCUACCUAUCGACUCCUGGCGCAGACCACACCGAAAAACCUCAGCAGCGACCUGGGAGGCUACAGUCUGGACCCGCGCACCAGGUACCCAAACCUGAACCUGCAGUCGGUUCUGCCGCACCAGGUCCGGCACAUGGUCGACACAGACUCCCCAGAGUGUCUGGCUGCCGAGGCGGCCCUGGCUGCGGCUGUGUCAGCCGUGCAGACCGGUCAGCCGGAGCUACCCCCGCACAAACGACCGUACCGCCCGAUCGAGCCCACCGCGCUGCUCCGCUGGUGUCGCCGCCGGCUUCAGGUGGAAGCUGCUGACCUCAGUGACGCCUUCCAGUCAGGUGAGGCGAUCUGCGGCCUGUUACGUCUAUACCGACCGGAGCUGCUGCAGCCCUGCUCCGUAUCCUCUGAACCCCUGGACCGGUGGCGACUGGCGCUGCGGCUGCUCAGCUCCCAGCUGCCGGUGCCGCACGGGCUGACCGCCGAGCUGCUGGCGGAAGGCGAGGCCGACCCAGAGGAGCUGCUGGAGUUCCUCAGUCGCGUGUACGACGCGCUGCACGGAGCUCCGCCGGCCCCCGCGCCGCCCCGACCCGCCUGGCUCAUGGAGAUGGUGCGUGGGGAGGACGGCUCGCCCCAGCGAGCGUCUCCAAUCCGCCACACACCCGAAGGCCGCCACGCCGCCAAUGGAGACACCAUGCGACGGUACAGGAAACGCAAGAACGACGCGGCCCACCAGAAAGCGAGCGAGUGGGCCGACUCCAGUCAGCCAGGCUCGCUGGACUCCGCGGCUGCUGAGGAGCUGGACCAGCUCGAGGACCAACCCGACCAGGACGACCAACAGGACCAACAGGGAGACCAACAGGACCAGCAGGACCGUCAGCAGGAGCAACAGGACCCGGAGUCCACCAGCGCGUCUUCCAGUCUCAGUUGGGACGCGGUCCCUCCUGUUGUACCCCUUCCACCCCGGCCUGCACCACCGCCCGUCGACCGUCGCAAAAUGGCGCUCGUCGAGGCAGCCUUCCGAGGCAUGAGCUCAAUGGAGUCAUUCGAGUCGAUCGAGUCUGUAGAGUCAGCAUCGGGAGUCACGUCUCCCACCGGCGGAGAGGAUGGGGAAGACUCGAGACUGGACUGUCGCUCUUUGAGGUCCCGGCUGGCCGCCCUGGAGCGUACUCUGGCUAAUGGUGGAGAUCAAGAGAAAGAACAAAGCAGGAUUGUUCACUGGGAGCGGCGCCGGCUAAGGUCCCUGGCGCAGAGGAAGGCUGAUCUGGAGGCGACCUUGCUGAACGGAGCAGCUGAUGAGCAGGAGCAGGGGGAGUUUGAUGAUUUCACGGUACACCUGUACAGGAAGACGGCGGCUGACUUCGCGUCACGGCGCAGCAGACUGGAAGACAUGGUGUUUCGGCCUAGCCGUGUGACACCGGAAGUGAAGAAGAACGCGAAGCAGGCGGAACCAGAGCUAUCGAAGAAGGAACAGUUCGCCUCCAAAGUGAAGGAUCUGGAGGCCAAGUUCAGCGGAACCUACCAGCCUCCCGAUAAGAAACCGAAGCCGGUAUCCCGAGUCAUCGGGAGAAUCGAAAAGGACUGGAACCUGCAGCAGAUCGAGAAGAAAAUCGAGGAGAACAGCCGGCCGUUCGUGAACCGAGACAAAGACUACCCGGUACCCCGGUGGAACCGGGACGCCUUUGACGAUAAGUUCCAGACGAUUCAGAGCCUAUCUGGCGGAGACGUCAUACCGUUCCGACGGUUCGACUACGGUCAGCGUGGCUCGAACCACGUGUCAGCCAUGGCGGCGCGGUUCGGGAACAGUCACCGGCCGGCCGCCGCCGCGCCCGCCCAGGUACGAACAGCCGCGCCCGCUGGCCUGCUGGUGCGGCUGCGCAGCUCUGCGCGUGCUGCGCUCGGCCGACUGCGCGCUAUCCUAGUGGCGUGCGUGUGCUAUACGCUGGCCAUGUUCGCGCUUACACUUGUGGUCGGUGAUGCGCUCAGGGUUCUGGAGGGAUAGCUGGCAGCGCAGCCGGUCGCUAGUCCAGUGAUAGGCUCAGUCACGUGUUUGGGAGACUGAAGUUGAGAGUCAGUUGGUCAGUAGAUAGGCCCAGCAGUCGCUCAGUUAGUUAGCUCAGUUGCUCAGUCAGGUUAUUCGAGUGAGUCGGCCUACCGAAGGCUGUAUCGUCAGCCUCCGGCGGCAGAAGGUUGUGAGUUGUGACCCUCUCAGGACCGGCAGAUUUUGGGUCACAAGGGUCGGGUCUCGGGCCGCCAGGGGUGCGGAUCCCCGUGAUAUAUCCCCGUGUACCUGUCAGCGCCUGCUAGCUGUGAUGGCGGCGCCCCGUGGCGUUCGGCCCCACAGUCGGUGCGGUGUAACAUUGUUAGCCAUCGACGGAUUGUUUUGUGGUUCCUGCUCACCCGAAAAGUAGAUAUAGCUUCAUUGCUCUAUGUGAGCUCCGCGAUAUGAAACCAUACGCUUUCUGUGUGUGAUAUUAUCAGAGAUAUGACAGAUGUUAUCGAAUGUUGUUGUUUUACAGCUCUUUUACACCAAUAAAUGUAUUAACCUCUG